UCAGAAGGCAGAAAUGGGACCAAUCACAAUUUGUGAGCUGCUGAAUGACACUGGGAGUCCUGCCUCUGAAACUUUUGUUAUUUUUUCCCCUCAACUUACUUCAAUUGUUCCCACAACUUAGUCACAGACUCGGACAAGUUGCCAGAGAUCUACAGACACUUCCCACAGCCCUGAGCAGGCUCCUCUCUGCUUCACUAACAGUCACGCCAGAGGUGGGUGACAGCGCCAUGGAGGAUUAACAAGCAAGCUCCACAAAGGCUGUCUAAAACAAAAAAGAGAAGAUAAUAGGCACUUCGCACUGUUCCUGACAACUCUUCUUCUUUCCUGCCCUCCUAAAACCUCUGAUUUGUGCCCUCUGCUUUCUCGUUGCCAUGGAGAAGGUCCAAUACAUAACCCGCUCUGCUCUGAGGAGAGCCUCAACUAUUGAGGUCAAUCCACAAGCACGCCAAAGGCUCCAAGAGCUCUUUGUGAAUUUCUGCCUGAUUUUAAUUUGCCUCUUGCUGAUCUGUAUCAUUGUGAUGCUCCUCUGAAGUUCCAGCACUUCUCUGCACUGUCCUCUAGGAAAGUCACCCGAAAGGGAAGAGAGACCUACACCCGCAACUCCCAAUGCAAGGAUCCUCUUGUGAGAGGGGCUAGCACUCGGACUAGAGCUGUAUGCCAACCAUCGCACUAUUCUCAUUCUACCUGCUACAUGUAUUAAAACCACACUUAUUCUGUCCAGAACAGUGUUUAGAGCCUGUUGUUACAAAGCUGUGCAUGACCUAAUUUGUCAUCUCAGUCAAGAGAUGUCUUUUCUGAAUGGGGUAAAGCACUGCCUCUUCAUGGAGCUGGUAAGUUCCUCAAUGUUUUAGCUAGGUCACACAAACAGCAGCUUCACUUUUGGGGGGACUGAGCGUUUUUAAGUUUCUCUGAAAAACCUUAAUCCCCUGGAGAGGUUCUAAAUUCAGCCCACGUCCACCCAAAGAAGAGAUACAGGCACACAGCCCUCAACGCAUCAUAGGAAAAUUUCUGCUCUGCUUACUUCAAGGUGCUGCAUUAUCAACUGAAGGCAUUCAAAUUGUUUUAGUGUCUUUAAGGGAAUAUAAGAAUAAAUGAAAAAUGUCUUCCAACCCAAAAAUAAAAACUACAUAUGCUUUUCUCCCUACUUAAGGGAUCUUAUACACACACACACACGUAUGUGCAUAUAUACACACACACACACCCCUUGGAUCCUAAAGAAAAAAAGGCAACUUCAUUUACAGUAUUUUUCACUAGAUGCAUCCUUACAGAACUACAUGACAUCUGGAAAGUUUUUUCACUAUAUUUUGCAGAAAAAUGGACACUAUCACACUGGUAUUUAAAGAGAGAAUCUGUUGCUUGUUUAGUGGCUGGCCCAGCCCAAACCACGACACGAAGAUUUAGUUUUCUGUAGUCAUUUAACUGCCAUGACAAUUCGCACAACUCAAAAAUCAAAAAUAGUUCUCAGAGUUCUUAUUAUUUGGCUUCCAACAACUUUAUUGCGACCUGCUGUAAUUUAAGCAAUAAUCUCCUUAGUGUAAAACUACAGAAAACUUGGUAUUUGCCAAUGUCACUCAAGAUGGUUAACCUCUGAUGUGGUAAAUAGAAAGGUUUCGGUCUCCCUUACUGACAUGACUGAAGCGUAUCAUACAAAUACAAGUAACAUCACCACCUCCAACUGCAAAUGCCUGUUAAAGAACAAGCAAGUGUUUUUGUAAAAUAAUACAUAAAAAAUAAAAUAAAUUAUAACCAAUUAUGCACAGGAGGGAAAGCAUUGCAGAAAUAUCUUUUCAACAUAUAAACCAGAGUCUACACAUAUAAAAGAUGAAGUUUCCACUCCAGCAGUUGUCAGUAACAAAACUGAGCAGUAGAUUUUCAGCCCUCCCACACCUGGUGUUCCUGGUAUUAAGCUAAAUUCCUAGAAACUUUAUAUGGUUUUCAAAUUUAAAGAAAGCUCAAGAAUCAACAGACAGAGGUCAAACAGGCAUUUUAUUUUUUUUUAAACAGGCACCUUUCUAUACCACCCUGUGUGAACAAUCCUACUGAUGAAUGCAGAAAAUAAAUACAAGUUUAUCUUAAUCUUG
Molecule: messenger RNA, 2081 nt
Organism: Chroicocephalus ridibundus (black-headed gull)
Lineage: Eukaryota; Metazoa; Chordata; Aves; Charadriiformes; Laridae
Gene: PLN
Product: phospholamban
Exons: 3
Coding region: 372-530 (52 amino acids)
Biological process (GO): negative regulation of heart rate; negative regulation of ATPase-coupled calcium transmembrane transporter activity; negative regulation of calcium ion import into sarcoplasmic reticulum
Cellular component (GO): membrane; sarcoplasmic reticulum
Molecular function (GO): ATPase inhibitor activity
Source: RefSeq, a predicted model, not a curated record